Messenger RNA from Camelina sativa (false flax), 1556 nucleotides. RefSeq names its product mitogen-activated protein kinase kinase kinase 18-like. Gene Ontology annotation, molecular function: ATP binding; protein kinase activity. Lineage: Eukaryota; Viridiplantae; Streptophyta; Magnoliopsida; Brassicales; Brassicaceae. Gene Ontology annotation, biological process: signal transduction; protein phosphorylation. The record is from RefSeq and is a predicted model, not a curated record.
UUCUCCUUCACAUUUUGACAGUUCAUCACACGUAUAAAUAUCGUCGUGUGUCCUUUACAAAUCUCUACACACGAAAAGUUAGUUAAAAAAAAAACAUGGAGAAACAGAACAUUAUCACUUCUUCUUCUUCUUCUUCAACUCAAUCUUCUUGGAUUCGUGGUUCUUGUGUCGGACGAGGAUGCUUUGGUACAGUAAGCAAAGCUUUGAGUAAAACCGACGGUGGAGUAUUCGCCGUGAAGUCAGUAGAUCUCGCCACGUGUCUUUCUGCUCAAGCCGAGUCGUUAGAGAACGAAAUCUUUAUCCUCCGGUGUCUCAAGUCUCACCCGAACGUAGUGAGGUUCUUAGGCGAUGACGUGUCUAAAGAAGGAACGACGACGUUUAGAAAUCUUCAUUUAGAGUAUUCGCCGGAAGGUGACGUGGCUGACGGUGGAAUCGUAAGCGAAACGCUCCUCCGACGUUACGUUCGGUGUCUCGUCUCUGCUUUGAGCCACGUUCAUUCUAACGGAAUUGUUCAUUGCGACGUUAAAUCUAAGAACGUUCUUGUCUUUAACGGCGGAAGCUCCGUUAAGCUAGCGGACUUUGGAUCGGCGGUUGAGUUGGAAAAAUCUACGGUUCAGGUUGCGCCACGUGGAAGUCCGCUUUGGAUGGCUCCGGAGGUGAUCAGACGUGAGUACCAAGGACCGGAGAGUGACGUGUGGUCUUUAGGGUGUACGGUCAUCGAGAUGCUCACCGGGAAACCAGCUUGGGAAGACCAAGGUUUCGACUCGCUGAGUCGGAUCGGGUAUUCCAACGAGUUGCCUUUUAUUCCGGCGGGGUUAUCGGAGCUCGGGAGAGACUUUUUGGAGAAAUGCUUGAAACGUGAUCGGAGUCAGCGGUGGAGCUGUGAUCAGCUUUUAGAGCAUCCGUUUCUGUUUCAAGAUCGUCACGACUCGUUCUUGACUGAGUCUUCUCCGCGUUGUGUGCUUGAUUGGGUCAACUCUGAGUUCGACGAAGAAGUAGAAGAAGAAGAGAGCAACGAGUCGACUCUUGACUCCAUGGUUUCGGGAAUGGCAAGGAUACGUAAAUUAGCGUCGACCGGAGGGGCAACUUGGGAAUCUAACGGUUGGGUUGAGGUUAGAGUCAGAGACGACGCUUCCGAAGAGUCAGUGGCACAAGAGGAAUAUUUUAUUUCAACAAGGGUAGAAUCGGAAUUUAACACGUCAUCGAGCGAUGAUGACGUAAGACAGCCGGAGAAUGAAGAGUCGGCGACGGAGUUGGCGUCGGCAAUGACGUGUGAAGUAGUAUUGUUGUUGAUAUUGGUGGUAGAGAAUAUUCAGAUAUAUGCCACGUUUUACACCAGUAGUAUUAUAACAUAUUGGUGGUGGUGUUGUUGUUGUUAUUAUCAUUAUCAAAAUAAUAAUAAGAAGAAGAAUAAAUUUGCGAAAUCUACAUCUUUCAUUCUCAGCCUUAACUUUUUGUUUGGUAUAUUAUUGCAUGUGAUUCGGAUCGGUCUAUCUGUUAUCAUAAAACUCUUUUACGUGGUGUGAUGAUAUAUGUAUGUAGUGUGUCCUUUAACU